Molecule: messenger RNA, 840 nt
Organism: Kwoniella botswanensis
Lineage: Eukaryota; Fungi; Basidiomycota; Tremellomycetes; Tremellales; Cryptococcaceae
Exons: 5
Coding region: 1-840 (279 amino acids)
Biological process (GO): protein transport to vacuole involved in ubiquitin-dependent protein catabolic process via the multivesicular body sorting pathway
Cellular component (GO): ESCRT-0 complex
Molecular function (GO): protein binding
Source: RefSeq, a predicted model, not a curated record
AUGUCACAACAGCCCGCACAGGCCUUUGCUUCCCACUUGAUCAAUCAGACCCUCUCCUCCAUCGCUCUACUCGAGUCACUCUCAAUCAUCAACCCAACCGAUGCAUCGCUGAUAAGACAGAAGCUGCCCUCACCCACCGGUCCAUUCCCAUCACUCAACCCACCUUCACCCUCGCCUUCUGCCUCUUUUGCCGGUUUGAACAUCUCCCAAUCACCCACCUCAUGGACCGUGCGACAUGCCAGAGAAGAUUCAACCCAUUCGCCUCCUCAACGACAACCCCAAAUCCAAGCUGCUCCUGUCCAACAACCCCCUCAACCCGCUCCUGCUCCCCUUUUACCGCCCAGAGGUAGACCAGCAGAAUCAAGAGCUAAAGCUUUGUGGGAUUUCAAUGGGACGGAAGGGGAUGAUCUUCAAUUCAGAAGUGGUGAUAUCAUCGUAAUUGACGAGGAGGUCAACGAACAAUGGUAUCGAGGACGAGUUAUCCCAAAGGGUCAUACAGUACCUCUUCCCAGAUCUGGUCUUUUCCCUUCCAAUUAUAUUGAAAAGCUUCCCCCUGCACCAUAUCACUCUUCCCCUCCACCUCCUCAACAACCUCCCCAACAAAUGAUGGUUCCUUACCAGGGCUCGGCCCAAUCGUACUACGAUCAAAAGCCUCCUCCAGGUCAGAUGCAGAUGAUGUCACCUCAACAGCAUAUGCAAGCUGGUGUGGUCGUUCAAGAACCUCAAAAGGAUGGUAAAUUUGGAAAGAUCGGUGGUCAGCUCGGUACCGCUUUCACCACUGGUAUCGGUUUUGGUGCGGGAAGUGCUAUCGCUUCGGAAGCUGUUCAUGCCAGUGAGUAA